UCUGUUCUUGUGUUUUCUCUGCAAUUUGUUCGACACCAGUUCUGUCGCUGACUGCUACCAUUUUAGAAAAAUUAGGAAACAGAGUGUUUUUGCAGUGAAGGAGGAAUGGGAUUGUUGAGUAGUUUGUUUGGAAUGAUUGGUUUUGGAAUUGGGCUGCCGAUUGGUCUCUUCAUUGGAUUUUAUUUGUUUGUUUACUCUAAAUCCGAAGAUGUUGAGGAUCUGGAGAGCAAGCCACUCUGUGAGCUAGACCCCGUUGCAUUGGAAGACCUUAUGCCCGAGAUUCCCCUGUGGGUGAAGAGUCCAGACUACGACCGGGUAGAUUGGUUGAACAAAUUUAUAUCACAUAUGUGGCCUUACAUGGAGAAGGCAAUCUGCAACUCGAUUAAAAGCACAGCAGAGCCGAUUUUUGCAGAGUACGUGGGGCAAUUUAAGAUAGAUGCCAUUGAGUUCAGGAAUCUAAGCCUCGGUAAUCUUCCACCAACUGUUCAUGGACUUAAAGUCUCUGAGACAAACGAGAGGGAACUAGUCAUGGAGCCAGAUAUCAGAUGGGGCGGUAAUCCAAAUGUGAUUGUUGCAGUAACUAUUUCGUCUGUAAAAGUGACAAUCCAGUUAGUCGAUUUACAAGUAUUUGUUAUGCCUCGGGUGACCUUGAAACCGCUCGUGCCUACAAUUCCAUGUUUUGCAAACAUAGUGGUUUCUCUUUUGGAGAAGCCACAUAUAGACUUUGGGAUGAAGGUCUUGGGAGGCGACGUGAUGUCCAUUCCUGGCCUUUAUCGUUAUGUUCAGGAUAGGAUUAAAAAAGAAGUUGCUAGUCUUUAUCUUUGGCCAAAAUCUCUUGAGAUACCGAUGAUUGAUGCUUCAACGGUGGCUUUGAAGAAGCCCGUUGGGAUCUUGCACGUGAGAGUUAUACGUGCAACAAAGCUUCUGAAGAUGGAUCUACUUGGCUUGUCCGAUCCAUAUGUGAAGCUGAACCUCAGCGGAGAGAAGCACCCGUCCAAGAAAACUACGGUCAAGAAAAAGACCUUGAAUCCCGAGUGGAACGAGGAAUUCAAGCUCUCAGUCAAGGAUCCCCAAUCUCAGAUGCUUCUCAUAAAUGUCUAUGACUGGGACAAGGUAGGCUCGCAUGAUAGGCUGGGGACUCAAGUUUUCCCUCUGAAAAUGCUCAUGCCAAACGAGGUGAAAGAGGUCACCCUUGAAUUGUUGAAGGACACGAGCAUCUCUGAUGUUAACAAGAAGCAGAGAGGGCAGCUGUUUCUCGAGCUCGCAUACGCUCCCUUUAGAGAAGACAGCCUCAGUUUCAGAGGGGUUCUCGAUGGGUACAGUAGGAAAGACAGCGUGAUGGAUAGGGCUCUGAGCAACAUAAGCAUGACGAGUGCUUCAGGACUACUCUUAGUCACUGUGCAAGGUGCACAGGACGUGGAAGGAUCGCGCCACAACAAUCCAUACGUGCUGAUCAUCUUUAGAGGGGAGACAAAGAAAUCAAAGAUGUUGAGGAAGACGCGAAACCCUGUGUGGAACGAGGAGUUCCAGUACUUGCUGGAAGAACCUCCAUUGCAAGACAAGAUUCAUGUGAAGGUUAUGAGCAAAAGGAGCCUCAGCUUCCAGUCUAAGGAAUCCUUAGGGCACGUCGACAUCAACCUUGCUGAUGUCGUGCACAACGGGCGUAUUAACCAGAAGUAUCAUUUGAUCGACUCGAAGAACGGGGUGAUACACGUUGAGUUGAGGUGGAAAACCAUAUGAGGAAAGGUUGAAGGUGAUGAUGCAUUGCAGAGUGGCAGAUGAGAUAGAUAUGUAUGGAUACAUAUCUUGGAGGGUAAAGUAGUCAUUUCAAUCUUGUGGUUCAAAAGCUUGGCGCCAAAGCAGUUCUUAUGUGAACA
Salvia splendens (bonfire salvia) is the source of this 1877-nucleotide messenger RNA. Its product is annotated as synaptotagmin-3. Lineage: Eukaryota; Viridiplantae; Streptophyta; Magnoliopsida; Lamiales; Lamiaceae. The transcript is spliced from 12 exons. Gene Ontology annotation, cellular component: endoplasmic reticulum. Bases 106 to 1740 code for a protein of 544 amino acids. The record is from RefSeq and is a predicted model, not a curated record. Gene Ontology annotation, molecular function: lipid binding.